Colletes gigas is the source of this 1086-nucleotide messenger RNA. RefSeq names its product testis-specific serine/threonine-protein kinase 3-like. The record is from RefSeq and is a predicted model, not a curated record. The transcript has 5 exons. NCBI's taxonomy places the organism in Eukaryota, Metazoa, Arthropoda, Insecta, Hymenoptera, Colletidae. The coding region runs from base 1 to 1086 and encodes 361 amino acids. Gene Ontology annotation, cellular component: cytoplasm. Gene Ontology annotation, molecular function: tau-protein kinase activity; protein serine/threonine kinase activity; ATP binding. Gene Ontology annotation, biological process: protein phosphorylation; microtubule cytoskeleton organization; intracellular signal transduction.
AUGUCGGAUUUGAAUCAGUCGCCAUCAGAACAAGCCGUUUUAUUUGCACGCGGUUACAGGUUCCUGAAGAGACUGGGCGAAGGUUCUUACGCCAAGGUCUACCUCGCGGAAUACAAAACAGAAGCCGACCGGGACAGGAACAACAAAUUGGCCUGCAAAGUGAUAGACACCGAGAAAGCGCCGAAGGACUUCGUUCGAAAGUUUUUGCCCCGUGAACUCGAGAUCUUGGCGAAACUGAGCCACCCCCACGUUGUGCACGUGCACAGUAUAUUCCAAAGGCGAACGAAAUACUUCAUAUUCAUGCGAUUCGCCGAGAACGGUGAUCUUCUUGAGUUCAUCUUGAAGAAUGGCCCAGUCGCGGAGGGCCAGGCACGCGUAUGGCUCCGACAGCUUGUACUUGGUCUUCAAUAUCUACACGAGUUGGAGAUUGCUCACCGCGACAUGAAGUGCGAGAACGUUCUCCUCACGUCGAAUUACAACGUAAAGCUUGCUGACUUUGGAUUUGCCCGUUACAUGAUCGACAACCGUGGCAAACGCGUCCUAAGCGACACUUACUGCGGUUCGCUGUCGUACGCCGCCCCCGAAAUUCUACGCGGUUCACCGUAUAAUCCAAAGAUCGCUGACAUCUGGUCGCUGGGCGUCGUAUUGUAUAUCGUGCUAAAUAAAGCAAUGCCGUUCGACGACACCGACAUCAAACGUCUAUACGAGCAACAAAGGAAUCGCAAAUGGAAAUUCCGUAGCAAAAUCACUCUGACCGAGCACGUGAAGAAGUUGGUGUCGUGUCUUCUUGAACCAAUCCCGACGAAACGUUGGACGUUGAAUCAGAUCAUCACCAGCGAUUGGAUCGCUAUGGAUCCCCGGCUUCUGGUGCUCACGCCUGCCGAGCAAACUGCCCUCGACAACGCAGUGGAAGAAAGAAGGCGAAUGGUGGAGAAGUUUUCUAAGAAAGAUCCUAAGUUGUUCAAAGUAGAAGAGAAGAAGAAGAUAGAACCGAUUAGAAAAGUAACAAGACCGGAAGAAGUCACCGUCAUUAAGAAUGCCGCAAAAGUUUCAUUGUCCUCCAUGGCCAAUGAAUCUUUUUUCUAA